CUGUGAGAUAAAGGUAGCUGAGUAGGGGGACGUGGAAGAAGCGGAGUUAAACCAGAAAGAAAUAUUACAAGACAGUAAAUUGUGGACAUUUACUUGAGUUUUUAUAUAUAUAUAUGUAUAUAUUUUAUUUGUUGCAAUUUUGUAGUACUGCCUGGGUCGUUCUGGAUUUCUUGAGAAGUUAACCAUCUGCAGGCAUUGAACUGUGAUCUAGGAACCUGGAGAUUCUAUUCCCGUACAUGUGUGCCAUUAGUUGCAACUUCACCCAGCUUUGUACACUUCAUCACCCCUCCUAGCAUGUCAACAAGACGACAAGAUAACACCAGAGAUUUUCAGUAACUGUAAACAGGCCUUAAGUGCUGAAACAGCUGAAUGAGGUGACUAAUAAAAGAAAGGAAAAUGUCUUAACCUGUGAUUCCUCCCGACACCCCAUCCUGUUCACAUUCUGAUGUGACUCGCAGAGAACACCUAGUAGUAGGACGUUCCAGCAAGUUGGCAGCACGCAAGACAUGAGUUUACAGACGCACCAGCAGAUGGGCUCCGACAGAGACCUGCAAUCUGUCGCCUCGUCAAUCAGCCUGCCUUCAGUCAAGAAGGCGCCAAAGAAACGACGCCUUUCACUGGGCUCGCUGUUCCGCCGGAAAAAGGACACCAAGAGCAAGUCACGGGACCUGAACUUAGGAGUGGACGGCAUUGCCAGCGUCGAGAGCAUCCACUCGGAAAUGUGCAAUGACAAGAACUCUGCCUUCUCCACGGCUGGAGCCGCUUCCAUGAGCGGAGCUGGCAUCGCCCUGGCAGGCGUCCCCACCUCCUCCAUAUCAUCAUCCUCUUCCUCCUCCCACAGCAAGCCGAGCGGGGACUUCCUGGAGUGCCCGCUGUGCCUUUUGAGACACUCUCGAGACCGAUUUCCUGAGAUCAUGACCUGUCACCACCGGUCGUGUGCCGACUGCCUGAGACAGUACCUGCGCAUCGAGAUCUCGGAGAGCAGGGUGAACAUCAGCUGCCCGGAGUGCUCGGAGCGCUUCAACCCCCAUGAUAUCCGCUUGAUCCUUAACGACGACUUGCUCAUGGAGAAGUACGAGGAGUUCAUGCUGCGUCGGUGGCUGGUGGCCGACCCAGACUGCAGGUGGUGUCCUGCGCCGGACUGCGGGUAUGCAGUGAUAGCAUUUGGCUGUGCCAGCUGUCCAAAAAUUACUUGUGGCCGUGAAGGGUGUGGUACAGAGUUCUGCUACCACUGUAAACAGAUCUGGCAUCCUAAUCAGACCUGUGACGCUGCUCGUCAGCAGAGGGCACAGAGCCUACGCCUGAGGACAAUCCGUUCUUCAUCUCUCAGUUACAGCCAGGAGUCUGGCACAGCAGCUGAUGAUAUUAAGCCUUGUCCAAGAUGUGCUGCUUAUAUAAUCAAGAUGAAUGAUGGAAGCUGCAAUCAUAUGACAUGCGCAGUGUGUGGCUGUGAGUUCUGCUGGCUCUGUAUGAAAGAGAUCUCUGACUUGCACUAUUUAAGCCCUUCAGGAUGUACAUUUUGGGGCAAGAAGCCUUGGAGUAGGAAGAAGAAGAUUCUGUGGCAACUGGGUACUCUGGUGGGGGCCCCUGUUGGGAUUGCAUUGAUCGCAGGGAUAGCUGUUCCAGCCAUGAUCAUCGGCAUCCCUGUGUACGUGGGAAGAAAGAUUCACAACCGGUAUGAAGGAAAGGAUAUUUCAAAACACAAGAGGAAUCUGGCAAUUGCUGGUGGCGUCACUUUGUCUGUAAUAGUUUCUCCAGUGGUUGCGGCAGUAACUGUAGGAAUUGGAGUACCCAUCAUGCUGGCCUAUGUCUAUGGAGUUGUUCCCAUUUCCCUGUGCCGCAGUGGAGGCUGCGGGGUUUCAGCAGGCAACGGGAAAGGAGUGCGGAUCGAAUUCGAUGACGAAAAUGACGUCCAUGUGGGAGGUGGAAAUGCUGCCACUGAUGCUACGUCUGUAGCAGAAGCCCAUAACAACCCCAGUAUUGGCGAAGGCAGUGUUGGAGGGAUGACUGGGAGCCUGAGUGCCAGCGGCAGCCACUUGGACCGCAUUGGAGCAAUACGGGAUAACCUGAGUGAAACUGCCAGCACUAUGGCACUGGCUGGGGCCAGCAUCACAGGCAGCCUUUCUGGAAGUGCCAUGGUCAACUGCUUUAACAGGCUGGAGGUGCAGGCGGAUAUACAGAAAGAACGCUACAGUCUGAGUGGUGAAUCAGGCACAGUUAGUCUGGGGACAAUCAGUGACAAUGCAAGUACCAAGGCAAUGGCUGGAUCCAUUCUCAACUCCUACAAUCCUGUGGACAGAGAUGGAAACAGUAUGGAAGUGCAAGUGGACAUUGAAUCAAAGCCUGUCAAAUUCCGACACCACAGUGGGAGCAGCAGUGUGGAUGAUGGCAGCAAUUUGGGCCGUAGCAAUGCUGUUUGCACCUCCUCUUGCCUGCUGGAAAAUAAGUGCAGUGCCACCAAGUGGUCAAACGAUACAACUGCGGUGAAGAAAUGCAAAGGCAAGCUACGAAAAAAGGGCAGUACAAAGAUAAAUGAGACCAGAGAAGAAAUGGAUGCUCAGCUUCUCGAACAGCAGAGCACCAACUCGAGUGAAUUUGACACUCCUUCCCUGAGCGACAGCAUUCCCUCCGUAGCAGAUUCACACUCCAGCCACUUCUCAGAGUUCAGCUGCUCUGAUAUGGAGAGUAUGAAAACUUCCUGUAGCCACGGUUCCAGUGAGUACCACACCCGCUUUGCCACAGUCGGUCCCCUUCCUGAGGUGGAGAAUGAUCGUUUGGAAAACUGCCCCAUUCCUGUAUCCACUGCGCCAGUACAGAGUUCAGAGGUCACACAGUUAGGCUAUAUAGCGGAGGAGAACAUCAGCAUUGGGAACUCAACCGAUGUGAACUUUGAAUCAGGGGAAUCUUUAAAGGAAACCAAUAACAACCAUCACCAGCCACCUGGUGCAGUGAAGAACACAUGUAUUCAGACUGAAAUAUAAUACCUUAAGUGCUGCAAGUACUGUUCUAUUUGAACUUGUCAUUCACUUUCCCAGCAAACAAGAGGUUAUUCACAUGAUGACAGGUCAUUUCUGAAAGUUAGAUUCAAUCUAAAUGUCUAGGUAACAGGGUAGCAUACUAUAUUGAUCAAGGUUCUAAUGGCAAAUUUCUAAUGACAGCAAAAGUGAUGCAGGAUUGAAAAAAUAGUUAAGAUGUGUACUGUUUUUUUCAAACAGCAUUAAAACAUUACAUCCCAUUGCCACUGCAAGAAUAGUAAAGUAACCACUGUCACUCUGGGGAGUGACCAACCUGGUUACCUGUCCCCCUUUUCUCUUCUUGUUUAAUUUUUAGUUGUAGACCUUAAUGUGGUUUAGCAUUCUGUUUUGUGGUUUGAUAAGACAACCACUGUGCCACUUUAUAUAUGUCCAGUCAAACUCAUGCAGAAGCCCAAAUAGGUCUAGGUUGAUAGGGAACAGGCAGUUUGUAAGGAGUCUGGAUUCAAAUCCCAUAUUUAUGAAACUGGUUAAAAGGUGUCAUUUUUUUGUAAAGAGUGUGUACUACAAGUUGUAACUCACUUGUAGUAGGUUGCUGGACCCUUUUAAUUGUAACGAAACUGUAUACUAUUAAUUGAUUCGAUGGCCUUUUUUUUUUUUUUUUUCAGCAGACCUCGCAUAUUUUAAGAUUGACUUUUUCUCUUUGUCAACUCAUGGUGCCUUUUGAAAACCUUUUUUUUCUUUUUUUUCCUAUUCAUGUCUUCAAAAGUUAAAUGUUUAGCAAUGUCUUUCUAGCCAUGGUAAGAAAGAGAUGCUAUAGUUAGUUAUGUACUGUGGUAGACCUAAUGUAUACAUUUACUUUUAAUUGCCUACCAAAGACAGCGCUCAGGCUUUAGAUGACCCUUUUAACAUAACGCUUGCUGUAAAAAGUCUAUUUUAUAACACUUGCCCAGCUGUGGGAUAUUGUAGACUAAAAGCACAGUGCAGUGGCUGCACAAACCUUACUUGGGGAUCACAUGAGAAUGAGAAAUAAAUAUUCAGAUGGCUGUUUUGUAAAUGCUUAAUGAUACUAACCCAAAUAAUACAAGCCAGGCACCUGCACUGUUAAUUUCACUACAUUAAUGUAUUGUAUUGUAUUGCAUUGCAAAAUCAUGUUGGGGGUACACUUUUUUUUUAUUUUUAUUAAAACAUUUAAUUUAGUGUG
This is a messenger RNA of Acipenser ruthenus (sterlet), 4176 nucleotides long. RefSeq names its product E3 ubiquitin-protein ligase RNF19A-like. Gene Ontology annotation, cellular component: cytoplasm; ubiquitin ligase complex. NCBI's taxonomy places the organism in Eukaryota, Metazoa, Chordata, Actinopteri, Acipenseriformes, Acipenseridae. The transcript has 11 exons. Gene Ontology annotation, biological process: ubiquitin-dependent protein catabolic process; protein polyubiquitination; positive regulation of proteasomal ubiquitin-dependent protein catabolic process. The coding region runs from base 507 to 2981 and encodes 824 amino acids. The record is from RefSeq and is a predicted model, not a curated record. Gene Ontology annotation, molecular function: ubiquitin conjugating enzyme binding; ubiquitin protein ligase activity; zinc ion binding.